Ciona intestinalis (vase tunicate) is the source of this 1144-nucleotide messenger RNA. RefSeq names its product retinol dehydrogenase 14-like. NCBI's taxonomy places the organism in Eukaryota, Metazoa, Chordata, Ascidiacea, Phlebobranchia, Cionidae. The record is from RefSeq and is a predicted model, not a curated record.
GCUUGGGUUGCUGGCUCUCAGCACUUGGCCGCACUUGGCUACUCAUUUGUUCCUACAGGUGGUGACUGGUGUAAAUUGGUAGUACAGAGAAUAUGGAAAAGAGUGCCCGUGGCAAUUGGGUUAUUUCGGAUGUCAAAAUGACAGGGAAAACCGUGGUAAUAACAGGCGCAAACACUGGGAUCGGAUUGGAAACAGCAAUCGACCUUGUAAAGCGCGAAGCAAGAGUAAUUCUCGGGUGUAGAAAUAUGGCGAAAGCUGAAGAAGCGAAGCAAAGGAUUAUAACGGAAACCGGCGGAAAUGAAGAUAAAAUUAUUUUAAAGCAACUAGAUUUGGCAUCUUUUGCCUCAGUGCGCGCAUUUGCAAAAGAUGUGAAUGAAAACGAAAGCAGAAUCGACGUUUUACUUAACAACGCAGGUAUAAUGCUAAUCCCGAAAGGAAAGACUGAAGACGGGUUUGAGCUUCAUUACGGAGUGAACCAUCUCGGGCAUUUUCUUCUCACUAAUCUAUUACUCGAUCUUGUAAAGAAAAGCGCACCAAGUCGAAUUAUAAACGUAUCAUCGGAGGCACACAGACUUGGGAGCCCCAGAAUCGACUGGGACGACAUGAAUUACGACAACAAUUAUUCUGCAUCGUUGGCUUACAACCGAAGCAAACUGAUGAAUAUUUUAUUUACAAGAGAGCUGAGCAGAAGAUUAGAGGGUACCAAGGUAACGGCAAACAGCUUGCAUCCUGGUGUUGUGAGAACAGAGCUUUCUCGGCAUAUGUUCGAUUCAAAUAUAUCUAUGUGGAGAACUGCUGUCAAAUGGAUUGUGGACCCGCUUGUUUAUUUGUUCGGUAAAACUCCUGUACACGGAGCCCAGACUAAUAUCUACCUGUGCAUUGCACCGGAAGUGGAGAACGUCAGUGGGAAAUAUUUUAAAGAUUGCGCGAUUGCGAAUGAAAAUGGUCAAGCCAAGAGCGACCAGGAUGCAAAAAGAUUAUGGGACUUGAGCGUUGAAGUUACGGGGUUGUCAGAGGGUUCUUAAUCAUGUUAAAGUUAAUUUAUAUAUACAGGAAAGGUUUAACUAUUUCUGUAUACUUCGUUGUCCAAUUCUAGUGAAAAAUAACUGUAAAAUAAAUUAUAUAAUGAAAAAAUAAUGUUGCU